AUGUGCAAGCCGAAACAUGAAGGAGGGAUGGGAUUUCUGGAAAUGGAGAAGUUCAACAUAGCGCUGCUAGCAAAACAAGGCUGGAGAUUACUUUGCAAUACCAACACCGUAGCAUAUAGUGUUUUAAAGGCAAAAAAUUUUCCAGAUACUUCAGUCUUGGAAUAUGCGCUAGGGAAUAAUCCUUCACUGACGUGGAAAAGCAUUUGGACUUCAUUGGCCAUCAUCAGACAAGGGACACGGUGGAGAAGAGGGGAUGGACAGUCUGUUCGAAUAUGGAAGGAUAAAUGGUUGCCAUUUACACCAACUUUAAUGCCCUAA
Molecule: messenger RNA, 318 nt
Organism: Durio zibethinus
Lineage: Eukaryota; Viridiplantae; Streptophyta; Magnoliopsida; Malvales; Malvaceae
Source: RefSeq, a predicted model, not a curated record